Pundamilia nyererei is the source of this 1054-nucleotide messenger RNA. It is a transcript of the gene ppil6, whose product is annotated as peptidylprolyl isomerase (cyclophilin)-like 6. Lineage: Eukaryota; Metazoa; Chordata; Actinopteri; Cichliformes; Cichlidae. Bases 53 to 955 code for a protein of 300 amino acids. The transcript has 8 exons. Gene Ontology annotation, biological process: protein peptidyl-prolyl isomerization. Gene Ontology annotation, cellular component: cytoplasm. Gene Ontology annotation, molecular function: peptidyl-prolyl cis-trans isomerase activity. The record is from RefSeq and is a predicted model, not a curated record.
UCCUCGUUGCUAUGGAUACGAGGCACCGUUUACUGUCGCUCUCUUUUCAACCAUGGACUCAAAAAUACUCAUUGAAAUUGUGGGUGUGUUUAAAGACUGCAGUUUCCACGUUGCUAAAAGCAUCGCCGAGAGACUAAAACUGCAGUUUCCUACGGCGUUUCUGGAUCCAGAAAUUAGGCCACUUUUUGAAUUUGAGUGGCACGGGUAUCUCUGCGACAAGAAGAAGGAGCUGCGUGGUGAAGUGUGGCAGUACUCCAGUAGCCUGAUGUGCUUUCUGAACGGCCGUCUCCUCGGUGAUGAAAAGGAUCUCGCCAGCUGGGCCAAGAAUCAGUGGGGUUUCACUUUCACCCAGCCGCAAGCUUUCUACACGACUCUUGCUGAGGAGUACUACAUCGAACACCUCCAGAAAACUGGGCAUCAGUUUGUCUUCAUGGAUGUUGAGAUUGCGGGAGAAGCUGCGGGGAGGUUAAUGUUUGAGCUCUUCUCAGAUAUUUGUCCAAAGACAUCCAAGAACUUUGAGGGUCUGUGCACAGGAGAGCAAGGACUGUCACAGAGUGGCUUCCCACUCUGCUAUAAAGGCUCUCUGUUUCAUCGGAUUGUGCCCAAUGGAUGGGUGCAGGGUGGAGAUAUUUCUCCAGAGAGGAAAGGAAAUGGAGGCGAGUCAAUCUACGGGCUAAUGUUUGAAGAUGAGAAUUUUGCCAUUUCACACACUAAGCGCGGCAUCCUGGGAAUGGCUAAUAAAGGUGCCCACAGCAAUGGAUCCCAGUUCUACAUCACCCUACAGCCAACGCCAUGGAUGGAUAAGACCUAUGUUGCCUUUGGUCAAGUCGUUGAGGGUCUCGAUGUCCUGAGGAGGUUAGAAGAAGCUUCAACUUGCAAUGAAAGACCCAAGUAUGAGUGUAGAAUUACAGCCUGUGGAGUGCUUAAACCAGAGCUCAUAAGCUUUAAUCAUUGAUAUAUUUUUAAGCAUUUUUUCCUCAGUUUUUGAAUCAGUAAAAUAAACGUGGUAUGCAUGUUUUCUUUUCCUUUUUUGUUAAAUAAAAGCUUCACAUUU